AUGUUUUUUAUUAAACACUGUACUCUGACCUUUGCUAUCUUCUUGGCAACCUCUUUCGUGGCCCAAGCAGCGCCGGUGCCAACAACUGAAGCGCCUGUUCCCGUUGUCACAAGCAUUGUUCAGGAAGGUGCUCUCUGGAUCGAUAACAAUACAGAGCACAUCCCUGUGAUUAAUGCAGCUGAAGCUAGUGAAGGCAGUCAUGGCUACCGUCGUGCUGUGAAUAGCCAGCCAUACUAUCCACCGGGGUACCCAGUCUCUCAAGCUGCUGAGAAUGCUCUUCCACGCAUUUAUCCAGGGCACCCGGUCACCGCGGCUCCUAAGUCGGUCGUUGCUCUUGUGUCGAAGCCGCAGGAAGGCUCCAAGGAUUUAGUUAAACGAAGGAUGCCUGUCUACAAGGACUACAAUGAGGGAGAUGAGGAUGAAGACAAGGUUAAGAAGGACGAAGAAGAGCAAGAGGAGGACCAAGAAGAGGAACAAGAAGAGGAAGAAGAAGAGGAGGAGGAAGAGGAGGAGGAAGAGGAGGAGGAAGAGGAGGAAGAGGAGGAAGAGGAGGAAGAGGAGGAAGAGGAGGAAGAGGAGGAAGAGGAGGAGGAAGAGGAGGAGGAAGAGGAGGAGGAACAGGAGGAGGAAGAGGAGGAGGAACAGGAGGAGGAAGAGGAAGAGCUCUAUCCACUUUCCGUUGACGAACUCGAUACACUGUCUGAAAACGAGCCCUAUAAGCCGUCCAAUGAACAAGGUCAUCCCAAGAAAGGACAGUCUGGAGGAAAGAGAGAGAAGAGGGCGGAAGAGAAGGUAGGAAAGAAGGGAAAGGUGCAUGAAGAUACUAAAGCCGGAAAGAAGGAAAAGAAGUACGAGAGCUUCCUUGAUAAGAUCCGGAUGAACUGGUGCUAUGUCAUGUUCUGCAAGUACUAA
Molecule: messenger RNA, 912 nt
Organism: Lobosporangium transversale
Lineage: Eukaryota; Fungi; Mortierellomycota; Mortierellomycetes; Mortierellales; Mortierellaceae
Exons: 1
Coding region: 1-912 (303 amino acids)
Source: RefSeq, a predicted model, not a curated record